ACGUCACCGGCGCGCCGCCCCGCCCACCUCCCCGGCCUCCUCAGCCCGCAGCGCAGCUCCGCGGACCCUUGCCCGCCGCCAAAAUGUCUGCAGGUGUGCCUGCAGGUUCCAGUGCUGCCACUGGCAGUAAUCGGAGAAUUCAGCAGACACAAAAUCAAGUAGAUGAGGUUGUGGACAUAAUGAGAGUCAACGUGGACAAGGUGCUAGAAAGAGACCAGAAGCUCUCUGAGCUGGACGACCGUGCAGAUGCGUUGCAGGCAGGAGCUUCUCAAUUUGAGACAAGUGCUGCCAAGUUGAAGAGAAAAUAUUGGUGGAAGAAUUGCAAGAUGUGGGCAAUAGGGAUCAGCGUUCUGGUCAUUAUCGUCAUCAUCAUCAUUGUAUGGAGCGUCUCUUAAUGAAGAACAGGUGGAACUCAACCCUGCUGUCCAGGAAACCUCUUCAAGACUUUCGACUUAGAACCUGCUACAUUAUCCAGCUUACCUACUGUUAUUUCCAAAAUGAUUAUUUUUGUUAGUUCAUGUAAAGUUUGGUUUCUAGGCUAUGUGCCUUGUUUUUUAAUAUGCACUCCAAACUAGAGGGCCAGCUUGCCCCCGUUUUGCACAGUGCCUUUACAGAUUUACCUAUGAGCAACAGAGGACAUCUGGACUCCAGAGUACUGUAUCUAGACUUAACGUUGUCACUAAUUCAUUGCCAUUGAUUCCAGUUAAGGGAAUCCAUUCCAAGUUCUUUCUCCUGUCAUUUGACAUUAUCUUCAGAGCCACAUUUUAAACCUUUGGGUAAUCAGAUUUCCAACUUGUGCCUUCCAGGAAAAACACUACUGCCUAAUACUGAUCUGUGACAAUAACAGGCUGUGCCUUAUUUUGAUCCUUUUCUGGUUCCUUGUAAGCCGUCUUCUUUUUGUAAGCAGUACUGACUCUUGCUAUAUUUAAAAUAAGAUGCUGGUAAAGAAUUUUUGCUCUUUCAUUAGAUAUGAAGAUGUUUACUUUCUUGUUAUUGUUAUAUAUAUAUCACUUGCUAAAAUAUUAAUUAGAAAUAACCCCUUUGAAAAGUUUUUUAGAACUAUGAACAUGACCAAAGUUCCUAGUUUGCCAAAAAGUUAAAUAUGAAUAAAUUUUCCUUAAGUCUGUCCCUGACAGAUAAAUUCAGAAAAGUGCCAAAUGGAAUUCAAGGUGUCCUUCAAAAGGAGAAUGGUAAUGUUGUGUGUGGACCUUCCACACCCUGAGCACUGCUUUGUCUCUGAAACGCUGUAGAUGGCGCCCAUCCCUUCUGCUUCGGCCUUUUGCAGUGGGGCCUUUUGCAGUGGGGUUGAGAGGGGAGCGAGGCUCUCAUUGUUUCAUCUCACACUUGUAAACAAAGAGUUUUCCCAGCUUCUUGCAAACCAUCAGCUGUGGGCUCCAUUGUCUUUCUAAUAAUUACUUGAGCAACAGUUUUAUAGCGCUUUAAGUAAGAACACCUGUGCAGUUGAUCAUUACCUAAUCCAGUCCUCAGAGGUGAUAGUUUUUUGAAGUUUGUUUCCUAUUUUUAUUCAUAUUCUGCUUCUUAAAUCAGUCUUCUAAAUUAUGGUUGUGAUGAGGCAUUGGUUAGCGGUGGGUGACUCUUCACAGAGGAUAGCUAGCCGAGAUGCCUGCUUUCUUCAGUGACAAACUGCAUAGGAUGCUGCUGUGGAAAUAGCUAUUCUCAUCUGAGAGACUUUUUGUUACAUACAUUAGACUUAACAUGAGGUUAUGUGGCUUAAAGGUGGGAAUUCCAGUGUGAAUGAAAGCAGGUUAGGAGGCACUGAGAGAGAAAAACACAUGGGCUUUUGGCCCACUAUUACUAGAAUGUUCUAAAACGCUUGUUUACAUGCUAGUAUGACUUUACAAAGCAGCAACAGCUGAGCUGCACCAGGAACUGGUUCCAUUUCUUUGGUAUCUGUUUCCCUGAUAUCACUGAGAUGAUUUAAUGUUGGAGACAUGCCUUGCAGUAUGCCCAGCCGUGAGAAAGCAGCUGUUGGUUUAGAGACAUCUGCACACCCUCAGCACAGGGUCCCUGGCUGGGUCUGACUCUGAAUCCUUGGUGCUCACCCCUCAGCCUUAAUACGCAGUCCCACGUAACCCACUGGCUCCGGCAUUAACCUAGGAAUACCUUGCUUGUAUCCGUGCAUUUAGAUGGGAACUCACGCGCUAUAAUGACCUGAAUAAAGUGUUUAUAAAUAUGA
This is a messenger RNA of Marmota monax (woodchuck), 2197 nucleotides long. RefSeq names its product vesicle associated membrane protein 3 (gene Vamp3). The transcript is spliced from 5 exons. The record is from RefSeq and is a predicted model, not a curated record. Gene Ontology annotation, cellular component: plasma membrane; SNARE complex. Bases 84 to 395 code for a protein of 103 amino acids. Gene Ontology annotation, biological process: vesicle fusion; vesicle-mediated transport; SNARE complex assembly. NCBI's taxonomy places the organism in Eukaryota, Metazoa, Chordata, Mammalia, Rodentia, Sciuridae. Gene Ontology annotation, molecular function: SNAP receptor activity; syntaxin-1 binding.